UCUCAGUUCUCAUUCUCAUAUUCUAUCUUAAACGAAAAAACAAAUUAUCUUCACAUUAACCACCACAACAUGAAGUAUCUUCACCCUGAACAAAAUCUGCCAAGUGUUUCUGCUCAUCUAUUCCAUUCUUUUAUGGCUAUAGCUAGCAUAUGCUCGUCCCCCAAUCCCUCCCCAACUCUUCCCACCAUUUCUCUACCUUUACUUCCAACCUUCCCUUCAUCAAAAACCCAACAAUAUUCUCUGCAACACACUCUUCCUACUUCCUCAUCUCCCUCCAAAUUCGGCGGGAAUUUGGUUUCUGGUGAUUCAUUGUCCAUUGCUGAAGCAGCUGAGACGACUGCUUUUGGUGGUGGUGCCAUGGAGGCGGCCAGUAAUGCUGCGUCCGUAGCUUCUGGAAUUGGUAAUGUUGAGAAUUUUGGGGAACGUGAGAAUGGUGGGGUUAGAGGUGGGGGUGUGGGAUUGGAUGUGAGGAGGAAGAGGAGGAGGAAAAGGAGAAAAGGGUUGGGAUUUUUUGAUGAAGAAGAGCACAAGAGAAACUGCUCAGAGCAGAGGAUUUUGAUUGAGUCUGUAAAAUCUUGGUGUUUGAGUUCAAAAGCAGAGGCAGAGCUUUGUUUGUGUCUCAAGGAGGGAGCAAGGAUUGAAGAUGCUAUGCUAAGAAUCACAGAAUCUGAAGAGAAUCUUGCAAUCUCAAGAAAGAAUCCUCUAGGUUCGAGGGAAAGGAAUCUGGACAAGGUGUUGUGUAAUACUAGAGAGUCAAGAGAAAGAAUAGCUCGCGCCUACCAAGGACUAGUUGCCUCCAUUGCUGCUGACUACCGAGGCAAAGGAUUAGGCCUUCAAGACCUCAUGCAGGAAGGCACCAUUGGACUUCUUAAAGGGGCACAAAGAUUUGAUCCUGAUAAAGGAUUCAAAUUGUCCACUUAUGUUUACUGGUGGAUCAAACAAGCUAUCAUUAAAGCUGUGGCCAGAAAGUCCAGAUUAGUCAGAUUACCGGGGAGCAAGUAUGAGAUGAUUGCAAAAGUUGCAGAGGCCAACAAUGCCUUAAGAUACAGGCUGAGAAGAUCGCCAACUUAUGAGGAAAUAGCUGAGGUGCUUGAUGUAAAUGCUUCUACUGUUAGACUUAUUUCUGAAAAUAGCACAGCCCCAAUUUCACUGGACAGAACUGAGACUGAUAAAGGACACAUGACACUCCAGGAGAUUAUACCUGGGCCAGAAGCAGUGGUUCCAGAGAAAAUGUUUGAGAGGAAGCUGAUGAAGGAAGGAGUGGAGAAGCUUCUAGAAACACUGAGCAAGAGGGAAGCAGAGAUAGUGAGAUUGUACUAUGGACUGAGUGGACAGACUCCUCUUUCGUUUGAGGAGAUUGGAAGGAUGCUGAAGCUAUCAAGGGAGAGAGUCAGACAGAUUCACGGUGUUGCAUUGUCAAAAUUAAAACAUUCCGCUAUCAUCAACGGUCUAAAAUACUUUGCUGAAUAGUUAUAACAUUUGUAAUACCAGAAAAAUGAAAUCAAUAUAAGGUUGAAAGAUUGAGGGGCCAAUGUGCUUAUAGCUUAAUGCUACUAUGAACAAGCUAAGGCAAAAUUAUUGGAGAGGUUUAUUAUAGUAUAAUUCAUCAAUUCUCAUAUACUUUUUAUACUUGU
Messenger RNA from Prosopis cineraria, 1634 nucleotides. Its product is annotated as RNA polymerase sigma factor sigD, chloroplastic. Lineage: Eukaryota; Viridiplantae; Streptophyta; Magnoliopsida; Fabales; Fabaceae. The coding region runs from base 70 to 1470 and encodes 466 amino acids. Gene Ontology annotation, molecular function: DNA-binding transcription factor activity. The record is from RefSeq and is a predicted model, not a curated record. The transcript is spliced from 5 exons. Gene Ontology annotation, biological process: DNA-templated transcription initiation; regulation of DNA-templated transcription.